AGUUUGAGCGGUGACGUAUUGCUACGUCAUCAACGUGCGCCCGGAGCUGCGACAGCCGCUUUUGCUUCCAGAGAAGCUUCCCGUGACUGUAACGUGACUAACCGUCGUGUUGAGGUGCGAGGAGAUGUUUCUUAGUGUGUCUGGGCAUUCGUUUAGCAGCUGCUGACGCUUUCAGGGUAAACGACCGACGGACUGCGGCGCUGUUCGUGGAGCCGUUCACAGAAACAAACGGACGAUGUCUCGGAACAAGAAAAAGAACGGAAUCCCCGACAGGUGGCUGGAUUAUAAAGCUGUGGGGAGAAGACUCGAUGGAACGAGAUUCAUUGCCUUCAAAGUUCCCCUGAAACAGUCUUUGAACCGGCAGCUUUCUGGAGCGGACGUCUUCGGCCCCUGGGAGCUGAUGGACGCACUGAAGAAACAAAAGCAAGACCUGGGUUUGGUCAUUGACCUGACCUUCACCACGCGCUACUACAAACUACAGGAUUUACCAGAGUCACUGCUGUUUGUGAAGAUCUACACGAUGGGUCACGAGAUUCCAAGUGAUGACACCAUCCUCAGCUUCAAACGGGCCGUACGCCGGUUCCUACGCGACAACAGGGAUAACGACAAACUGAUUGGAGUCCACUGCACACAUGGGCUGAAUCGGACCGGGUACCUGAUCUGCAGGUACCUGAUAGAUGUUGAUGGAAUGGAUCCGGCGCAUGCUAUAGAAUUGUUCAACUCGGCCCGUGGCCACGCGAUAGAGAGGCAGAACUAUCUCAGAGACCUUCAGACUGGACCUAAGAGGAGCAACGUGGGGAUGGAGGAGUCCGAGCAGGCGCCUCAGUGGGGCUGCGCUGGUGACCGGCCGUGCAACGCGCCGCUGCAGCCCGACGGCCGCAGCGAGCGGUACCACAGGCCGUUUCCUCUUCGUCACCCUCAUCCUCCCCGCAACAGCCUUCUCCCCACCCCCCCCUUACUCCCCACCCCUCCGUUACUCCCCACCCCCUUCCUGUGCCCUCCCACUGGAGCCCCCUUCCAGCCGUAUCGAUGGGCCGCUCCCCAAACUGCCAGUCAGCAGAGCCGCCCUCUGAUGUCAGCAGGCAGUAGGUCCAGAUACUCUCCACCUGAGCCGGUCUGGGGUCCAGCGCCCCGUCCGCAGCAGGACAGGAGGGGCCCUCCUCCACACUGGACCCACCAGAACCGCAGCUAUGAUGGAGCCGAGGAGGAGCGGUCCGGUCCCAGAAUGAGACACCACUACAGAGUGAACGGACCUAAUCGGACCUAUGACCGGUACUAAUCCGACCCAAAGAACAGUCCAGCUCAUAUGUGGGUUGAUGUCAGAUGUUCUCUCAACAGAAAAUUAGUUCAGAAGUUGUGUUAUGAGAACAGAACGUUAGCAGUCGAGCAGAACCAUAUGUCUGUUUGAGGGCAGUCUGGUGCUGCGAUUGGUACAGUUGAGCCGAGACAAAGAAAGGUUGUUUUGUGACCACUUCACUGACGGUCGGAUGAUUUUUAUCUCUUCUAGUCUUUUAUUUAAGCUAACAGGAAACGCAGAGCAAACUCGCGACUGGUUUAACUGAACCUGAGUUCAUUUGACCCGGAUGUCUAGUUUCAGCGCCAUGUUCACUGAGCUGCAGACACCAGUGUUUAGGGAGCGUCAUGGAUUUGGACAUUUGUAGCUUCGUAUUGUGCCUUUUGUUCUGACCUGAAGUCGGUCAAACACUUUGACAGGAAGUCGCUGUUGUUUUUACUGGACUGUUUUCUAUUGUUUUGUUUCAGAAGCAGGUUUCUGCCUCUGACAACAUUUACGUUGUAGACUGAAAUAAACUAUGAACCCGUAAGAUUCA
Molecule: messenger RNA, 1829 nt
Organism: Betta splendens (Siamese fighting fish)
Lineage: Eukaryota; Metazoa; Chordata; Actinopteri; Anabantiformes; Osphronemidae
Gene: dusp11
Product: dual specificity phosphatase 11 (RNA/RNP complex 1-interacting)
Exons: 9
Coding region: 236-1279 (347 amino acids)
Biological process (GO): protein dephosphorylation
Molecular function (GO): polynucleotide 5'-phosphatase activity; protein tyrosine/serine/threonine phosphatase activity
Source: RefSeq, a predicted model, not a curated record